Phlebotomus argentipes is the source of this 1018-nucleotide messenger RNA. RefSeq names its product phosphatidylinositol N-acetylglucosaminyltransferase subunit C (gene PIG-C). Lineage: Eukaryota; Metazoa; Arthropoda; Insecta; Diptera; Psychodidae. Gene Ontology annotation, biological process: GPI anchor biosynthetic process. Gene Ontology annotation, cellular component: glycosylphosphatidylinositol-N-acetylglucosaminyltransferase (GPI-GnT) complex; membrane. The transcript has 2 exons. The record is from RefSeq and is a predicted model, not a curated record. The coding region runs from base 72 to 911 and encodes 279 amino acids.
GAUUGAUAAGAUUUGUGGAAAGUCACUUACGAAGCUUAGGAAAAUGUGUGAAUCUCACUUUCAGUUCAGUGAUGACAGGACGGAGUAAACAGAAGCGCUGGCGGAAGAUUCUCUACGAAAACCAGGGAUUCGAGGACAAUUACACGCCCAAGACGUUCCUGCGUGAGCUGCAGAAGAAUCGGAAUGUGCGUGAGUUCACGUUUUGCGAGGCUGUUUGCGGCGCGACGAAGCUUAGCCAGCAAAUCUCUGUGGUUGUGGCCUUCCUGAUCAUCUACCACGGGCUGUUUACGCACUGGCUCACUCCGGAGACUGUCCUGCUGCACUCCAGCGUGGCCACAGUGGCCGGCUACGCUCUGUUCCUGGUCACAAUUGAGGAGGGCGUCGUGGAAGCGCUCGUGCGGCACUCGAAGACAGUUCUGGGCGUGCUGGUGUUUGGGUUUAUCUUCUCGCCACUCCUGCACACGCUCACGAAGAGCAUCAGCACAGACACCAUCUACUCGGUGACUUUCUUCGUCUUCUGCCUGCACCUGAUCUUCUUCGACUACGGCCUGGAGGCGCACAUGGUUUCCCGCGCAAUCUCACUCAACGCAGCGAUCUUCGGCUCCAUCUGCUUGUCCUCCAGACUCGCCACGUCCUUCCACGCCUUCGUGCUGCUGGCCACGGUGGUGGAGCUGUUCGUGUUGCUGCCCAUCCUGCAGAGGCGUCUGUGGUCGCCACCAAUCGUCCUGCCCACGCUCGUCGGCUGCGCUCUCCUGCUGCACUCCAUCUCGCUGCCCACGCUCGUCACGUACGCGCUGGGCCUGCUGGCCAUCAACAUCCUCUUCCCGUGGCUCUUCACGCGCGCGCAGCCCCACAAGCACAUCAUCCACGGACCCUGGGACGAGGCGGUGGUGGAAUCUGUGGACUUCUAAACACUCUUCGGUCUCUCUUCAUCCUUUAUUGUACCAUCAAAGAUCAUCAUCAUCAGCGCUUAGUCAAUAAAACUCGAGAUAAAACUCUAGAGACUGAACAGCGUCCG